AUGGGGAAACAGAUUGUUCCGGUGAAAUCAGUGGUCUACGCUCUCUCCCCUUUCCAGCAGAAGAUAAUGUCGGGUCUCUGGAAGGACUUGCCAACGAAGAUUCACCACAAGGUCUCCGAAAAUUGGAUCAGCGCCACUCUCUUGCUCGCUCCCCUCGUUGGCACCUACACGUAUGUUCAAACCUACCUGGAAAAGGAGAAGCUGGCUCACAGGUACUGA
Messenger RNA from Sphenostylis stenocarpa, 219 nucleotides. NCBI's taxonomy places the organism in Eukaryota, Viridiplantae, Streptophyta, Magnoliopsida, Fabales, Fabaceae. The record is from the annotation of a GenBank genome assembly.